Messenger RNA from Medioppia subpectinata, 837 nucleotides. The record is from the annotation of a GenBank genome assembly. NCBI's taxonomy places the organism in Eukaryota, Metazoa, Arthropoda, Arachnida, Sarcoptiformes, Oppiidae.
GAAGAGGAAUUAAAAUUAAUUUCCGAUCAAUUGAGCGGCGAAUUAACGCCCAUUGGCUUUGAAUGCUAUCCAUUUAAAAUUGAAUGGUACAACCGUAUGGUUUCGGCCGACUUUCAUCUGCCAUUUGACGGCAAUUGUCUGGCGUUUACUAUAAUAAGUACUCCCGAUAUGUUUGAAAACGCAUUCAUACCAUACAUACGGAUGCGAAACACAGCCGAUAUGUUGGACCCCAUCAACCACUGUAUGAAACACUACUUAAACAAACUGUGCAUGACAUUAUCAAGACAUUCGUCUUCAGUGGAAGUGAUACACGAUUUUGAUCUCCAAAUGCCUAACAGACGGCCCAAAGUGUUGGCCCAAACGGCGGCUCAUGUGUCCGGCGCUGCUUUCUAUUACAAGCCUGACGUUAUCAGCGCUGAUAGGGCUGAUGGCAGGGCUGGUGGGGAGCGCUCAUUAGCACCACUAUCACCAUCAACACAGCCAUCACCUUCACUCUCAUCAAAGUUAUCGCACUCGCCAUCGGGUCGACGACUGUUGGGUUAUUGCAUUCAUCCGGAGUUUGGCGGUUGGUUUGCCAUCAGAGCUGUGCUUGUGUUGGCAGACCUGACCGCCGAUUGGAUGAUCCAACGCUCGGCCAAAGAUGUGUUGCCGAGUGUUAAACAGAGGAUUGAGUUGUUGACGGCGUUCAACACCAAUUGGCACGACUGGUCCGCCUAUCGGGAUGUCAUAGCCGUCACCAAACGGUACAGCGAUCUCCAGAUACAGUACUUCCAGAGCAGUGCCACAGACCGUAGGGCUAUCUUAAACACGUUUAUUGAUUGUCAUAAAUCAGAUUAA